UUUCUCAAUGACAGAUGUCUUGAUUAAUUUUGAGUUACAAGCGACGCCAUUUUGAAUUUGAUUGGAAUUAAUUUGUACCUUAACAUUAGUAAAAAUAAUGAAAACGUAACAAAUUUAGGAUUUAGAACAACGAGACACUGCUUAUUCAAAAUGCAUAGAUUAUUUUGUCUUUGUGUUAUCAUCGCAUUUGGGAUAUUCUUCAUUGUGCCUUUGGGAGAUUGUAUCAAAUGUUACUCUUGUACGGGAAAGGGUCAAAAUGAAAUAGACGCUAACGUGCGAUGUUUAGAAUCAGCUGACCUUGAACGAUGUGAAAAAUUUGAUGAUUAUUAUUACGAAACGGAAGAAGACGAAGAUGCCACUGAACUAUAUGAAUAUUACUAUCAGGAUCUAGCAGAACUGAACAAACGAGGGAAGGGGAAGGGACGUGGGAAAGGGAAAAGAGGGAAUGGGCGUGUUGAGAGGUCUGCUGAUGGUCUGUAUUAUUAUGACGACGAGCCGUCAUCAAACAAUACAGAGUAUGAAUAUGAGGAGUAUGAAGAAUACGAUGAGGAAGAGGAGGAGGUUUUAGUAUCAAAGAAGAAGACACAGAAGAAAAAAAUUAAUUACGACAAUACUAUAUAUGGAAAUGGUAUGUAUGAUGAAGAUGAUGAUGACAACGAUGAUAAAGAGAACAGAGUCCGCAAAACAACUCCAGAUCCCAUGUUUACUACUACUGAAGAACAACGUGACAGAACAAAGUACCAAUGCUACAGCAAGACUAUCAAAUUGGGUUGGGAGAAGUACCAGGUAGAGAAGGGCUGUAAAGCAAAGGACCAUUGUGAGGAGCUCUUAGACACUGAUGCCGAAUGGACACGUAGAUGGAACUUCUGCUGUGGAAAAAUGAAAUGCAACGCAAAAAUAGUUAAAGACAGUCCUUUGCGGGCCUUCGGUAAAUUGUGCAGGCAAACCAACGACUGUUUACAGGGAUAUUUAGACAGGCCAGUGUGCAAGAACUUCUUCACAACCUGUCCAAGAGCCUCAGAGUACCAUCGGAAAAUGGAAUGCCGGCCACCUGCGCUGACUCUCAGUAACAUAAAGAAGAGUGGUAGUAAAUUUGCAAGCCUUUUUAAUGAUAAAUCUAAACGGUGUUUCUGCACAAAGGGAUACUUUCCAAAGGGACCUGUGUGUACAAGUUCUGCUAAGAGAGUAUCUUCAAGUUCUCUAUUACACAUGGGAUGUCUAAUUCUAUUUGACACGCUGUUGACGAGUCUGCUAUACCUUUCAACAUAGAAUAUCGAAUGUGACUUCAAAAAUGACUGAACAAUGUAGGAACAAAACUAUCAAGAUUAGUCGAGGCUCCAAAUUCAUGGUAACCUCAAUGGAGUCAAAAUAUUAUAAUCAAUUGUGAGCAUUCAUCUCAAUGCAAGAUUAUAAACUAUUGGUGAAUCUUAGUACACAUGUACUGAGAGUACCAUGUAAUAAACACAAAAAUACAAUAUCUCAUACCGUUUGCAUUCGUUCGAUUUCGCUUCUUAAAAGAGAGCU
Messenger RNA from Owenia fusiformis, 1524 nucleotides. The record is from the annotation of a GenBank genome assembly. Lineage: Eukaryota; Metazoa; Annelida; Polychaeta; Sabellida; Oweniidae.